Molecule: messenger RNA, 3405 nt
Organism: Hypoxylon trugodes
Lineage: Eukaryota; Fungi; Ascomycota; Sordariomycetes; Xylariales; Hypoxylaceae
Product: Rgp1-domain-containing protein
Exons: 1
Coding region: 465-2984 (839 amino acids)
Biological process (GO): retrograde transport, endosome to Golgi
Cellular component (GO): Golgi membrane; Ric1-Rgp1 guanyl-nucleotide exchange factor complex
Source: RefSeq, a predicted model, not a curated record
UACAUGUACCCUUUCCCUCUGAUCUACCAAGAACCAUUGACGCUGCUGCAUCAUCCCAGGACUAUCCAUCCCUGGCGACCCGUACCUCGUACCCGUAUACCUGUGUGAUAACCACAUUCCUUUUAUCGUCGCGACUUUGAGAAUAGCUUUCCAUUUGACUAAAUUAAUCAAUUCAUUUUAAAUUCUAACCAUCAUACUCUUGGCUUUAACCCCUAUAAUCGAACAAUUACCAUCCUAAAGGCGAAUUAAUACCCUCUUUACGCUCACUCGAUUGCUGCCAUAGCUCUAGCUCUAGCUCUCAUCUUACCAUUUCCAUAUCGUCAUCGCGGACAUUGACCAUCUCGACUUGUGAUAAUCUCCCUCCCCUAUUUUCUGGGGCUACUUACCAUCAAUUCCUCGUGAGAUGACAACGACGAUGCGGUCCUUUACAUGAGACCUCUCCUUCAAUUGGAAGGAGUGUCACCAUGCCGUCUGAAGGAGUACUAAGUAAUAUUCGAGUCUUCGUAACAUGGGAUGAUCAGACUGUCUUUGCCGGCGAGGAUAUCAAGUGCCGCAUAACAUUCAAGAAUAUUGCACCCGGUCCGAACGAGGCGAGAUCACCGAGCCGACACCCACAAUCCCAACUUCACCCCGUCGAACGAUCGAGGCAACCCUCGCCUUUACUGAGUCCGAGAACGAAACCUAACAAUGGGUUGACACCCCCGGUAUCCGCGCGAGGGCAUCGCUCUACCUUAUCCUUAACCGUCCCGUCGAGUAGUUCGCGCUUAAGGGGGCCACCACAACAAUGGACCCCAACACAAUCACAACCGCCACGAUCUGGCCACGCGCAUAAGCGAUCACUUUCCAUAGUGUCGAUAGGUUCGGCAGCAACUAUUGAAGAGCAAUCAAAAGGGAAUACAACGCCUGGUCGACCUCCGAGGCCUCCCCGUGGCCAUGGAAGAUCUGCUAGUCUACAGAUAUCACCUAGGGGCGGAUUUAUAAAUGGUCCACAAUCAGCGGCCCUGCCUAGCAGGCGACCUUUUGGUUCUGAUACCUCUCCUUUAUAUAACUCCUUCCCGCCAACGAAACAUGGCUUCGGUCGUUCAUCCGGGGCCUCGACCACGCCGAAUACGCCCGGCUAUGUUGAAUCGCAAUCGCCAAGAAGAAGCCCAGGGCCAAUACCAGAUUUCAAAUUCCCUAUGGCCCCACCACGCCAACCUGUAGAUGUUCCUAGUAUCUCGCCAACCACACAGCCGAUCGACUACUUGACGGCACCGUUGUCAGGGAUGGGUACAGGAGGCGUGGUUUUACCCGUACGUUCGAGAGAUUCAAUACCUACCAUUACCGAACAAGUGGCCCCCGCGGCACGGAUAUUAUCUGCGGCGAGUAUUGCCGGUGGAACUCCUAGGAGUAGUGGCGAGUUCUAUUCACUGAGCAAUAAUUCGUCUGAGACGCUAGCAUCAGAAUAUGUCACACAACCGUUACAUGGGGGGCGAAGGCCUGCUCAUUUACGGCGAAGCUCUGGUCUUUCUAUGAUAGCCCAGGCGCGGUUACCAGAACCAUUGAUGAUGGGCUAUGCACAAGUUCAGGGCUCGUUUACGUUAGAUGGAUCACUGAUUAACCUGGGUCCUUUCGAAGCAGUGAAACGAAAAGCCGUGCUAGGAGGCCAAGGAGGUGGCGUUAUUGGCGUCGAGAGCUCGAGAAGGACCAGUGGCCUCUUGAAUGGUUUUGGCUGGGGGAAUCUUGGCAGUUCUAUUGGAGAACUGCUUGGUGGUGGAGAACUCAGCAGUAUCAAGCAGAUGCGAGGCGUUGCGAGCUCCAAAUCUAUUCCCCUUUUAUCGACGCCACAGUCGAUAUUAUUCGUAGAUUUACAACUCUCCCCUGGUGAGAGUCGGACUUACGAAUACUCCUUUAAAUUACCGAAAGGUCUACCUCCGACACAUAGGGGGAAGGCAAUAAAAAUUUCAUAUAGCUUGGUAAUUGGUACCCAACGGCCUGGUGGUACCAAGGAACAACAAGUGCGAUCCGUCGAAAUACCCUUCCGCGUUCUCGGAAGCGUUAACAGUCACGGCGAGAUUCUUGGUCACGACCUACUUUCACCCUACAUUAUCCUUCGUGACCUUGCGAAGGUACAAUCCCUCGAUAAAUCAUUCUCUACGCACAUCUCUACUAAGAGAGGCAAACCUGACCGACCCGAAUCCACAUAUAAUGGGUUCCUCUCAUAUGUUGAGGAACUCCUCGACCGACCCCGCCAAGGCCUCGGUCUCCUAUCUCCGACAGCCACAGCCCCACAAUCACGUCGUACCUCUGCUUUUGAGGAAUCAGCUUCGGCGAAAGACGCCAUUGAUUUGGCUAUUCUCCGAUCAAACCUUUCCUCCGAAUCCGGCCAAAGUAGUAACCGCUUUGAGAUCGCUCGAAAUGGUCGGCGCGUCGGUGUAGUAAUGCUGGCUCGACCAGCGUACAAACUAGGCGAAUCAGUCAGCAUGGCUAUCGAUUUCACUGGCGCCGAAAUUCCGUGUUAUGCCGUACAUGCAGCCCUCGAGACUGCCGAGCGUGUUGAACCGACGCUAGCCUUGAGGAGCGAAGCAAGUGUACACCGUGUUACACGAAAGGUCUACGGUAGCUCUAGCGAAGCCACCCUCUUCGCUCGCCGCGUCGUAUUCAACCCAUCGAUCCCAAUCAGCGCUACCCCUGAGUUCGUCACCAGCGGGUUGAGUCUAGAGUGGAAGAUCCGCAUCGAAUUCGUCGUACCCUCAUUCGCGAGCGACGAGAGCGGACUCGGUAUUCCAGGGAUUGGUGGUCCUGGGAUGGAGUCGAAUGGUGGACACCCCUUACUCGAGGAGAUAUCGCGAGAUGAACGAGGAGGUUUGGUACUAGUCGCCGCGGAAAACCUUGAAUGCGAGAGUUUUGAGGUUGCGGUCCCAUUAAGGGUUUAUGGUGCGGUAUGUAAUGGGCUGGAGAGGUUGGAGAGGGAUGAUGCUAUGGAGGAAGGGUUGGUGGUUUAGACUAGUUGAAUGAGUAAAGGGGGUGGCUGAAGGGAGAUGAAAGAACCAUGACACGUAUAAAACUUACCAGGUACCUAUGAUCUGUGCAUCCGUAUAAUGGAUUUACAUACGGAUAAGAAAAAAGAAGGCAAAAAGUCUAGCAUGAAGAUGGGCGGGCAAUCAAGCCAAAAGCAAUCUUAAGAAACGAGCAAGUGUUAGAAUAUGGGAAUAGCGAGGCUAGAAAGAAAGUAGAUGAAAAGGAGUUUCUGCGCGGGAAACGUCUUUGGUUGGAUAGAUGUGUAUGUAUGUAUGUACGUAUGUAACCAUAGCUGUUUAAGUGAAGACGGGGAGUUGUGGCAUCCAUAUAUCCUUCAUGUCGAGCUGAGUGAGGCCGACUUAGAAUUUUGUCACUUUCACCAAUGUGUAAAUUUCCAACGUCCAU